AGUUGUGAAACGGUGAUGGGAUGGUGUUAAACAAAGUAUUGCAUAAAUAGAACAAUUGCACAAAAUUUAAAAUUUUCUUAAAAUAGUAGCACAAUUUGUGGUUGUUUCCAAUUGAACGGUGUUCGGCUGUAUCAUUUCCAUUGGAACGUACCACCAAGAACACGCCAACAUGGUUGUAGGAGCUUUUCCGGCCGCCAAACUGGGCGUUCUGGCCAUGAAACAAAUCUCCAAACCUAUAGCCAGUCUACUCAAGGCACGAGCCAAGAACAGUCCAUUCUUUCGGAAGUAUGUUUGUAUGCCACCGGCACAGUUCUACAAUUGGAUGGAAGUGAAGACCAAAAUGUGGGCAAUGAAUCUCGGAAAGCCCACCAAUGUGCCUGUGUUGAACGAAGCUAUGGCCAUUGAACUAGGAGCCAAUCUACUGGGUGAAAUUGUGAUCUUUACCAUUGGUGCCGGCUUACUCCUACUGGAGUAUCAGAGACAAGUGCGAAAAGAAGAUAUGAAAGAAGAUAUGGUUAUGCAGGAAAAGCUCGAACUGCAAGCAACAAUCAAUGAACUGAUAUUUCAGGUGCAACGGCAAGACACUCAAAUUAGGGAAAUGGCUCGAGUAGUGGCAGAUUUAGAAUCUAAAUCAUCAUGGAAGCCAAAGAUUUUGGCUGAUCUGACCAGCAAAAGAAACAGUGCGGAGCAGCCGUUAUAUAUUCCGGAUAAACCGACUCCACAACAACCGCCAACCAGCGGUAAUUCCGGUGUGGUAACAAAAGCAUUGAAUGUGAUUGAAAAUGAAGUCUUUUAUAGAGAAAGCGAACCGGACAGCGAAGAAGACGAAUCCGGACGAAGAGCGGACGUUAUCACGAAAGCCAUAAUAUAUCUGGUGGGUGACACCAGCAAUAGAAGUAGAUAAAUGUAUUGUUCUUUCGUUCGGUUCGUUUUGCUCUUAGGUUGUUGUUUUGUAAAUAGAUUUGAAAGGGUAUGCUUAGAUUGCUAGAUACUCUUACUUACAAAAAAUGUUUGAAUAAAAAGACAUGCCUGAAUUAUUGCU
Molecule: messenger RNA, 1042 nt
Organism: Ochlerotatus camptorhynchus
Lineage: Eukaryota; Metazoa; Arthropoda; Insecta; Diptera; Culicidae
Product: putative OPA3-like protein CG13603
Exons: 3
Coding region: 170-904 (244 amino acids)
Biological process (GO): regulation of lipid metabolic process
Cellular component (GO): mitochondrion
Source: RefSeq, a predicted model, not a curated record